Messenger RNA from Pomacea canaliculata, 4288 nucleotides. RefSeq lists its product as uncharacterized. The transcript has 9 exons. Lineage: Eukaryota; Metazoa; Mollusca; Gastropoda; Architaenioglossa; Ampullariidae. Gene Ontology annotation, biological process: proton transmembrane transport. The record is from RefSeq and is a predicted model, not a curated record. The coding region runs from base 325 to 1326 and encodes 333 amino acids. Gene Ontology annotation, cellular component: plasma membrane. Gene Ontology annotation, molecular function: voltage-gated proton channel activity.
AAGCGGCACAGCGCACAUGCUAAAAAGAUCUUCAAAUGACUGAUCGCACAGAUGGGUGGUGUCUGUCGUCAGCGCUGGCUCGCUCAACCGUCAAGGCGCGCUGGCAGGACUGCCACUGUCAACCAGUGUCUCCUGGCUCCGGUGUGAAGCGAAUCCUCGAUUCCUCCUCUGUGCAUUUCAUUCAGGAAUACAUCAUUCUUCCAGUAGACCAACGUAUCACUCCUCACUUCGUACUUAUUUUCCCCUCGCCUUAGGAUACUGGCAGUGUUGGUUGCUGGCACACUGGAAGCAGGCUGGCAGAGAGCUUCUGUAGAUCGAUUGGCGAUGAAUUGCAAAUUCUGCCCCUUCUCUCGGCGUCGGCUGUGCCGCACGUCUGUGGCGGUAGAGAGCAGACGACAGCAGCGACUGGCCUCGAAAGACAUGGCGGACGCUGAGGCCUCGGAGAAGAUUUCUCUACACGCGAUAGACGAUGUGGAGGAAACGACUGCUGAAAACGACCUGUCGUGGAGGGAAAAACUAGCAGAACAACUCAAAAGCAACAGAGUUCAGUACACGAUAAUCGUUCUUGUUAUUCUGGACAGUGUCAUCGUCGUGUUAGAGCUACUCAUCGACAUGGGGAUCAUCGUCAUUCCUGAGGAUCAUCCGCAUGAGUUAUCAACUAACGGAAGUGCUGAAAUCGCUCCAAACCAUCAUCCACUUCACUCCUCACACACAGGCAUUCCAGAAGGUCUGCAUGUCAAUGUCUCCCACAAAAAUCUCAGCGAAUCCAGCGGAAAUGCGCACGGAACGAGCGAGGACGAGAAACAUGCGCCUAACAAGCACGUGGCAGAGCACGUGCUUCACGUUGCCAGCCUUACCAUUCUUGCCAUCUUCCUUGUCGAGGUUGUGGCAAAAAUUUUAGCAGAAGGGACACACUUGCUGAAACACAAAGCAGAGGUAUUCGAUGCUGUGGUUGUGGUGGUCUCCUUUACGAUGGACAUCACGUUCACCUUUGUCUCCGUCACCGAUGCCACGCGUGACUACGCAGGUCUUCUUGUCCUACUUCGUCUGUGGCGCGUCACCCGCAUUAUUAAUGGCGUCAUCUUGUCCGUCAAAAUGGACGCCGACAAAAAGUUGAACGCACAAAAGGUUCUGCGCGCCAAAGCAGAAGAGGAAGUGCAGAAACUGACAGAAAAAGUGGAGCAGCUACAGCGAGACAACGAGAUGCUUAAGGCUAGAAUCAACCAAAUGGAAGAGGGAAAAGAAGUCAUUCGGUCCGAGCUCUCGAACUCCACAACACCAGUGGAGGAGAGUGAUCGACGAUGCAACGACAAGGGAGUGUCUUAAUCCUGGAUGUAAGAGAACGAGUGAACUCCAGUUGCAAUAACGUGUGUGGGGAAACCUGUGGCCUGUGCAGCUGACGUAUGACUGGCCAACGAGACCGAAGUGAGGAGGAAUGGCAUCAGCUGCAAAAUGAUUGGAGCUAUUGAUGCGUGCGAUUUUAGCAUGACAAAAAUAGUGACACAGUGGAACAGAUCUGCUUAUUUUUGUCUUCAAGAAUAUUCAGGAAAUAAGCGAAAAACGGGUGGGAAUCCAGCUCACUUUCCCGGGAAAGCUGGACAAGAUUAGAUGAAAGAAAUUCUCGUAGUAGCUGGUGUUAAAAAGGAGAACAAGAGAUGAAUAUUCGUUGGACCUUACCGAUGUGCUGAGCUGCUGCUUCUCGACGACGAGUCGGCAAAGAUGCAGUAAUGCAGUGAUUAUACAGUGACAGCCUUGUCUUCCUGCCUAGCCACUAGUUACGUUUUGCAAUCAAACCGAGAUUCAAGUGCUUGUCGAGAGACCUUAUGGUAUCAGAUAUAAAACCAUGAAAUCUUGACCUGCACGUCUGUUACUGGAGGAUGUAUUUACUUUGCGGGAUGUAGAAGUGGAUUGCUUCCGUAGAUUAACAAAUUGUCUUACGAGAGAAACUUCUGUAGACGAUACCGAUGCAUACUUUGUAACGACAGAAAUGAUUCAUGUGCAACGUGUAGGUAGCAUAUUUUUGUCUAUAACCUGCAGAAUUUCUUGUUAUAGAGAUAUGUAAUCUGACAUUUGUUGAGAGGAGGAAAGAACCUGUUAGGUUGAGUGUAGGUUUGUGAAACUACUAAAUACUACAUGGUAGUAAUAUUAGUGCUCACAAGGUGUUAACUAUAACACAGACUGGACGUCAUCAGAGUUUUGGGGUUUGUUGAAUUUUGCGACCAUUAGCUUGUAGGCUGUAGAAACAGUGCAACUGUAAGGCCUUCAAGUACCAAUGAACGCCUCUUGAACCUAUACAGACCAUUUCAGUUGAAUAAUGAGUCAAAGAAUAAGUUAGGUGUUUAUCUCGCUUCUCGAGUCUGGAAGUAGAGCCUUAUCUGAAAGACGUUGUUUUUGCUUUUGGCCAUCCUUCAUCUUGUGGUCAACAUAUACAUGAAAUAACUUGAAAUGUUAUACUGGGGGACCACAAUAAUUUUGGUCCACGCGGUGAAUGAUUUUUUCUUCUAUUCUUAGUUUUAGGUUUAUAUAUGUUGUUACGUGUGAUGCAGUUAUAUAUACCAUAGAAGGUGAGAUGAUUACUUUCAUUUGGAUUCACGAAAUCGCGCAUCGUUCUCUGCUAUGGAAAAAGGGGAAAAUGCACAUAGACAAACUAUCUAAACAAGACUCGUGUGUGCAAGUAAUUAAUAUGCUUGUUGGUCUAAUGCUGUUAUGUAUAAUGCUGUUAUUAAUCUGAAGUUCAUUGUCAAUGACCGAAUGAUGAGGCUGACAUUGAUUAAGAGUGAGGGAAUAAUGUGUAAAUGUGAUUAGCUGUAAGUUGGAGAUAAAUACAAAAAAACAGCAGUGAGAAUAUUUCAUUUAGUUUUCUGUCAAAAGACAUUGUUUUUAUGGUGCGUAACAAAUGUAUAAUACAGCCAUAUAUUUUGCUGGAUGAAUGUGAUAACCUAGCCAGUUACAAUAUCGAUGUCCUCUUCAUAUCAAGAAACAGUUUUGAGUUACAUGAAAAAAGAUAAUCUGAUUUUGUAGGACUGCUUACAGCCCUGACUAGUUUACUUUGGUGGUGGUGCGGGAAUCGAUCACAGUAAUAUACCAGUGAAGUGAGACAGAAGAAAUGAUCGUGCUAUAGCCAUCAGCGAUAUAGAACACGAUAAAAGAUAAUUGCCAUGACUGGCCAAGUCGGCUGAAAGUGAUACUGUAAUCUUAGUUUUAUGGUUAAAAAAAAGACUGGAGUUUCCAUAACACAAUAACUACGCUGCUGUCAUUGCCAGGCGUGCAUGUUUUGUCAUAGUGUCGGUCAGAAGAGGGAAAUAAGUAGGUGAGAAUAUAAGCCAACAUCAAGUGAUCAUGGCUAUAGAAUCGCGGAAGAAUCUUUCAAGCCGAUGGGCCACCAGAAAACGUUUACAAAAAGCAAUGACAAAUAUUUUUCUUCAUUAAUUUCCACCAAAUUUUCGAAAUUCAGAGUUAGAGAGAAAACUGUACAGCAGCAAACUGGUUUUUGUGUUACGUUGAUAUCUUUAUUUAAGUUUGAAGAUAUUGGAGAGUUUAUAGCAUGUACACAAGUACUGGUCAUGUGCCUCUUCAUUUUAAACCCUUUGAUUUUGUUAAUGGCAAAAAAAGAUAUCAUACUCUAUAGAUUUGAAUAACUGUAACUACUGGCCAAUCAAAUUUUGUACAUUUUUUUAGUUUGUUCAUUUAGGACAUAGUCAAGUUUUUCUCUUGUUUUAUACUAAUUUUGUUUGAGUUUUAUAUGAGCACUUUACAUAUACGAAAAUCAGCACGACCAUGUAGACACCUAGAGAUAAAUUUAGAGUAACCAACGAUUUUUGUUUAGGUUUUCUUAGAAUUCCAUGAUGUAGUUAUUAUAAUUCGUUGAGUUUUGUGAGGGUGAUGGAGCUAGCUGUUUUCUCUAGGUCUUUCUUGGAACUCCAUAGCAUGUUUGCCAGUGUAUGGCUCUAUAUGUCAUCAUCUAUGAAAUUAAUUGUUGAUUGCAUUCUAGAACUCCGUUUUUGUACAUAUAAAACAAUGUUCAACACUGCUACAAGAAACAUUUUAGAAUGCAAAAGGGAAUUACUAUGAAGGAAGAAGCAACAACCUUUCAUGUUCUCUUGAAAACGGCUACUGCUGAUUAGAGAUCUAAUGAACAUGUUGUAUUACAAGUUCUUCGAAUGGCAGGCUGCUAAUGGUCAACCUGUUUGUCAAAGUCGACCUAAUUACAAUUCUGUGUCACUACUUGUAAUCGUAGAUGCCAUCUCUGACUCCGGAUGCUUGUGUAACAUCACAAUAAACGUGGAGA